Molecule: messenger RNA, 663 nt
Organism: Colletotrichum karsti
Lineage: Eukaryota; Fungi; Ascomycota; Sordariomycetes; Glomerellales; Glomerellaceae
Exons: 2
Biological process (GO): mitochondrial translational initiation; translation
Cellular component (GO): ribosome; mitochondrial small ribosomal subunit
Molecular function (GO): structural constituent of ribosome
Source: RefSeq, a predicted model, not a curated record
CUGGCCAGCCAGCCCUCAAUCUCCAUGGCGUCCGAGAUUGGGUUCCUGGGCAGGAGACUGCUCACCUCCUGCUCCAUUCGUGGGACUUGCUCACAGGCCUCACAAGCCAUUCGCCAGCCGCUUUGGGCGCAGCCGCGUAACUUCUCGACCUCUGUUAUCCGCUUCAACAACGAACCGUCCUCCUUCGCCUCCAAGCCUGCCACCAAGGAGCCCACCGUGCCGAACACUCCCGCCCAGACGUCGACCCCCCGCCUACCCUUCUCGAAGACGGCAGCCCCUCGCAGCAAAAAGGCCGACUCUCCUUACGCGUACGAUGCCACAUCUGACGGGUUCGACAUAGCCAAACUCAUCAAUUUUGAACACGACGACUUCCUUCAAAAACACUACCCAGCGACAGCGCGCACGCCAGAGAUCCGAACUCGCCCCGCGACGGGACGCACGUUCCAAGUCACUGCCGGCCGAGACUUCUUCACCGCUAUCAAGACGCUCGAGAUCAAUGUCGCCAAAAACAGAAUCAAGCGCCUGUGGCAGAUGCAGAAGCGACAUGAGCGUCCGGGAUUGAAGCGCAAGAGACUCAAGGCUGAGAGAUUCAAGAGGAGGUUUAAGGAGGGCUUCUCGGCAACCGUGAGGCGGGUGCAGGAAUUGACGAACCAGGGGUGGUAG